Molecule: messenger RNA, 7877 nt
Organism: Danio rerio (zebrafish)
Lineage: Eukaryota; Metazoa; Chordata; Actinopteri; Cypriniformes; Danionidae
Source: RefSeq, a predicted model, not a curated record
CUGCUUCAGAGCCGCGAGGUGAUUGGUGCAGAGAGCUGUCAACGGACAAGGAAUAGACGGGUACCCAAGACGGCAGGGUUGCGCGUGUGCCUUCCCAGGUCCUGGCAGCACCAUCCGGCGAGGGGGUGAGGACGCUGGCCGCCUGUUUUCUGGCUGCAAGGAACACUGGAUGUUUUUCUUUUGAUUUCUUCUUCACUGGAUGUAUACAUGCCCACGAUUUCGAGAGCAGGAACGCGGCACGCCGGUGAACGAGCGCAUCGCUAUCGAUGGGGAAAAUAAGUUGAAGGGCUUCGGAAGAAUGUUUUCCUUGUUCCAGGGAAACGGAUUGCUGUGUUGAUCAGCGUGAUGGGUGUUUCGAGAGGAUUUUGACAUUUGGAGAGGAUCUGGAGCAGCUAUCCAUCUACAGCUUAGGAGGGCUCGAGCGCAACAGAAAGCGGCAACAGAGCGCCAUACUGCAAAACAAGCUUCCCGGAUCGAUCCAGUGUAGCAGUCUUUUCGUGCGGGAGAAUUGCGCGUUUUAAUGUACAUGUAAACAAGUAAGCUGGCGAGCAAGUACCAAGUCAGCAGCAGCGGUGGCCUGAUUGAGAUCCGCGUAACUUCUGCAAACUGCAUGCAGCCCUGGCGGUGGAAACAGGGCUGGAAGAGCCCAAAAUGGCAAAUAUGAAGAAAUCCAAAAGAUGAAUGUUGCAUAUCCCCCGUAACUUGUACUGUUCGCCUAAUUUCCCUUCUUUCCGCGCAAGCCCGAGUUUCGAGCCGAAGCAAGGUGCUCCUCAUGCCUCCGACAUGAGGGAGAUUUAAGGCCGUGCGGAAUUGAUUUAUUAUGGGGGGAGCGCAUUCUUUUGAUUUAAUCCCUCUCUCCUUUUUUACUUUUCUUUUGUUUACCCUCCGCUUGAGGGUUCUUGGAUGUCCGCGCUUGUCAUUUUGCUAGUCUGAAACGUACAACGCGUAAAGAUUCUCCGAAGUAGGUCAGAUCAAAGCUGAAGAGUUGUUAGUAUGACACCUUUUCACUCUCGUCUUGAUGUAUGCCGGACAUUUAUGCUUUGAUUUUACCCGUCGUUUGGCUCUAUGACGGCCAAAUGAGAGUUUGACAUCUUGGCAGCCUCCCACUCCAUCUCGUUCGCCUCUUUGUUUUGUUUUUCCACCUCUCAUUUCGGGCUGUUGAGUGAGUGAAUGGCUCUGUGCGGAACCACGGCUUCCAAUGCCGCGAAAAUGAUGGCUGCGUACAACGGCGGCACCGCGGCAGUGGCAGCGCAUCACCCGCACCAUCACCACCAGCUGCCACAUCUCCCGCCACCCGCCCACCUCCACCACCAUCACCACGCUGGCCAGCAUCACCUCCAGCACCCCGGCUCGGCCGCCGCCGUGCACCCCGUACAGCAGCACGCUUCUACGGCCGCGGCCGCUGCUGCUGCGGCGGCGGCGGCGGUGAUGCUGAACCCGAGCCAGCAGCAGCCGUACUUCCCCUCGCCCGCUCCUGGACAAGCUCCGGGGCCGGCGGCCGCUGCAGCCCCAGCACAGGUGCAAGCCGCCGCCGCGGCCGCUGUAAAGGUGCACCAUCACCACCACCAACACUCGCAUCACUUACAACAACAGCUGGAUAUAGAGCCGGACAGACCGAUCGGAUACGGAGCUUUCGGCGUGGUUUGGUCGGUGACAGACCCCAGAGACGGCAAACGCGUGGCACUCAAAAAGAUGCCCAAUGUCUUCCAAAACCUGGUCUCGUGCAAGAGGGUUUUCCGUGAGCUGAAGAUGCUUUGUUUCUUCAAGCACGACAACGUGCUGUCAGCUCUGGAUAUUCUGCAGCCUCCACACAUCGACUACUUUGAGGAAAUUUAUGUGGUGACGGAGCUGAUGCAGAGCGACCUCCAUAAGAUCAUUGUAUCUCCACAACCUCUGAGCUCGGACCACGUCAAAGUCUUUCUCUACCAGAUCCUUCGUGGAUUGAAGUAUCUACACUCAGCCGGCAUUUUGCACAGAGACAUUAAACCUGGGAACCUGCUGGUCAACAGCAAUUGUGUGCUAAAGAUCUGUGACUUUGGCCUGGCGCGGGUGGAGGAGCUGGACGAGUCACGUCACAUGACCCAGGAGGUGGUGACGCAGUACUACAGAGCGCCGGAGAUCCUCAUGGGGAGCAGACAUUACUCCAACGCCAUCGACAUCUGGUCUGUGGGCUGCAUUUUUGCUGAGCUGCUCGGCCGACGCAUCCUUUUCCAGGCCCAGAGUCCCAUCCAACAGCUGGACCUGAUCACAGAUCUGCUAGGGACGCCAUCUCUGGAGGCCAUGAGGACGGCCUGUGAGGGGGCCAGAGCUCACAUUCUCAGAGGACCACACAAACAGCCCUCACUUCCAGUCCUAUAUACCCUGUCCAGUCAAGCAACCCAUGAGGCCGUUCACCUCCUCUGCAGGAUGUUGGUCUUCGACCCAUCGAAGCGAAUCUCUGCGAAGGAUGCCCUGGCACACCCGUAUCUGGAUGAGGGGCGUCUGCGAUACCACACCUGCAUGUGCAAAUGCUGCUACACCACGUCCUCCGGCCGCGUUUACACCAGUGACUUCGAACCCGUCACAAACCCCAAGUUUGACGAUGGAUUUGAGAAGAACCUGACGUCAGUUCGGCAGGUCAAAGAGAUCAUUCAUCAGUUCAUCCUGGAGCAGCAGAAAGGGAAUCGAGUACCGCUCUGUAUCAACCCUCAAUCCGCUGCCUUCAAAAGCUUUAUCAGCUCAACAGUAGCUCAGCCCUCUGAGAUGCCUCCAUCUCCUUUAGUUUGGGAGUAGCUGAGGACAACAGAGAAGAUGGCGUUGAUCACAGUGGCAGUGGACGUCCCUCCGGCGGCCUGUCCCGUCCCGCGCCCACCCUCGCCCCUCCGGACUACUGACCCCCAGGCAUCCCCAAACCUGCGUAGCAUUUCACUGGAGUCUAGGACUAGCCAAUGUUGCUGAUAUUUGUGUGUGUGUACUGUAAUACUUACUAAAUGGAGUUUUAUAGAGGCAACCACUGCUGAUGAGUUCAAGCGGGACAAGGGAAGGGUGGGCGUGGUCCUGGGGGGUCCGUUCGUUCAUACCCACUGCUCUGUAGUAGUAAACUGAAGGUUCGGAAAGCUCUCGAACCUGUACUUUCGGCAGAUAAAGUCGAUCCCUGUGGACUUGAAUGUAUUGAAGAGCAGGGCGGCAGAAUCUGUGCAGUAUCCCUGAAGGAAAACUCAUCACGACUAUGUGUGCGAGUAAUCAUGCUUUAUUUAUUCACGGAAACAAGAAGUGCAGUGCAUCAUGUAGUAUCGAAAAGAAGGCAAGUUUUUCUUAAGUCUGAAGUUUUUUCGCUCGCGAUAGCACCUUAGAAAGAAACAGGGCCGUGGUAUAGGGUGGGACAGGAAAUAUCCCUGACACACCAAGCCAAAUCUUGGUUUCCGGUCAACGUCUUGCCAUCCAUUGGUCAGUUAUGUUUUUCUAGAGUGGAGUUAGUCCGACCUGUUAGGGGACUUUCUGGCCAAUUGAGAAUGCUGAAGCGCAAUCUGUGCCAUCAGUGAGAGAGAAGACUCUGAUUGGCUGUUCAGUUUUGAAGAGGAGUCAUAGCUAAUUCAGGAGUCAUUAAUAAAAGCCAAAGUGAUGAAAAUGAACAAAGAAUUUAAAAAGGCACAGAGAGAAGGCUCUUAUAAGGUAUUUAGGUCAUCUUACCUAAUCACAGAUAUAUUUGUAAUGACAGAAAGAGUCUGGAAUGAGCAAAGUGAUCAUUACAUUGUUUAUAUUGAAAAUAUGGCACACAUUAUGUGCACUAUUUGACUACUAAUGGCACUUUAUAAUGCAGACUAUUGUCAGUGAAAGUCCACAAGACCGCAACGUGACCCAAUCUGUGGCAUUGCUAGGAGAUUAUAUGCACAGGUUUGGGCUCUGGGACCCUUUGCUAAAGAUUUCAGUCAUGGGACUUUACUGUUGUGGGCCUCUAGACCCUAUGCCCUCCAUUUCCCCCUACAUUCAGUACACUGCUGUUGGCAUCUAGCAUAUUUUUAGCUUUCAAAUAGCGACAAUUGUGGACAGCAAGAGUUUAGGAUGCCAACUGUUAUUGAGCCAUAGACUAUUGAAUCCUGCUGAUGUAUAGACAGUUAUUUCCUCUCACUCAGGCACAGAUCAAACCUGCUAUUAGGCCAUUGGUUGCAGUCUUUGUAGUGUUUUCACACACACUAACUCAAGGUGAAGCUAUUGCUGGCUUUUGCCAUCCUUAGUUUUCUGGUGUCACUUGGUGUGUCAGGUCCGUAUCAAGUUGUACUGGGCCUUGUAAAUUUUAGCAAUGGCGCUUACAAGAAGUUUAACCACUCAUUUUACUAGUUCGAGCUACUCAUUGUGUUUAUUUGCUUUAUUUUUUAUGUAAUAGAAGAGAUUCCUCCAUUUUCUCUUUUGUCCGUAGCCUUUUGUUAGAAAUCUGUAUUGAUUUUGUUUUCAUCUCAUGUUUAGUUUUUGCGAGUAAAAGAAAAAUCAGUAUACCAUAGCGCAGCACUUGGCAGAGGAACUGAUUCAAAGGCUUCUUUUAGUACUCCUGAAUGUGAAUGUGUUGUGUCAAUAUUUAGUGCUGCAGAUGGGUGACUGUAUGGCACAGUGUCUCUGAACAUUGGCCCAAUCCCAAACGGCACACUUCAUGUGAGCUUGUGGGCUUGCAGACAUUUAGUGACCGCCAUGUGCACUUGUCUGUGAAGUCCGCAAGACCGGAGGGUGUCCUAACCAUCGGUUUAGCUUACAGAAGGGGGCUCUGAGCACAUGCUAUGCGCAUUUCUGUCACACUUGCACUGAGGUGAGCUUCAAGCAGACCCGUGUGGUCUACCACAAGAUUUUAGAGUGCCAUUUGGGAUACUAUUGAUGCCUGCUGAUAUAGACAUGUAUUUCCUCUCACACUGAUUGGCCAUUGGCUGUAGUCUUUUGCAUUGUGUCAAAAUUAACCCCAAACUUGAGGGUGGCCACAGUCAGCUUUCAAUACUGCUAGUUAUCUGGCCACAGCUUGGUGUGUCAGGACCCUUAGGUCCACCCUUAUAUAAAUUUGUCCUGGGCCUUGUGAAUUUUAACAAUGUAAGAACUGUGACUACUCGUUCAGCCAGAGUAAGUUCUCAUUGUGUUUAUUAGCUUUGAUUUUGAAUGACUUUCUUCCGUUUUUGCUGUCAUCUGCGCUCUUCCUUUCUCUAUCUAUAUAUAUUUGUUCAUAUCUCACUUUCUGUCUCAUAUUCAACUUUUGUCAGUGAAAAAGAUCAGUAUUCCUUAGCGCAGCGUUCGGCAGUGAUACUGAUUGGUAGGCUUGUCUUAGUACUCCUGAAUGUGGUUGUGUUGUGUCAGUAUUUAGUACUUGGGAUGGGUAACUGAACAGCACAGCAACUCAGAAGCAAUGGCCCUAUCCCAAAUGGCACACUGCAUGUGCACUUGUGGUCUUGAGAACUGCCUGGUCUACAAGCUGGUGUCCAAGUCAUCAUUUUAGCUUUCAAUAGAGUGCUCAUAAACUGCUAUGCACCUUUUGUGAACUUCUGGUUACUACAGAACUUCUACCCAACAGUCAAGGCAGCAUUACAUCAAUAAAAUGUGGUCUCGGAGGAACGCCGUGUGCUAACAACACGUGACAUGACAAGAUUAAAGCGACAAGCAAUUGGUCUGUCCUCAUAGGACGCACCAUGACUGAAAAACUUAAAUACCAGAGCAAUUCAGAAACAUAUAGUAGUGCACUGCAUCCCAAUUAAAUGUUAAGGUUUAUAAUCUAAUUAAUACAUAUUACAUAUCUUUAACAUUAAUAAAAGUAUAAGCCGAGUGACUGAUGUUUGUUUAUAGUCACAGUUCUAACGUAAUUAGUUAACUUAUUUUAAAUAUUUGAGGUUAAUUAUCUGCUUAUGCUUUCAGUAUGGCUAUAAAUGGGAUGUAAAAUGGGAUUCAAAUUCACAUUGGUUGCAUUUAACACUGAACAAAGCACCUGAGGUGUUCAAUCUCAGUAGAUUAUGCUGUUGUUCAGCAGUGACAUCACUGAAAUAAAAACUUAAAUAGGAACUUUGCAGGUCGGUUAGGACAAAAACUCUUUUUAACAUGGAAAAGAUAGCUGUUAUUGUGUCACAAUGUUGCUUGUAGUUCGGACACAGAUGAAGACCUAAAGAGUUUAGGGUGUCAUUUGGGAAUGGGCCAUUGCGGAUCCAAAGCAUGCAAGGAGAAAUUGCUGUAUCUAAAUGGCAAAGGGCGAAGGAAGCUUUGUGUCCAGAAAUCUUACAGGUGCUUGUCUGUAACUGAGACUGAAAACACCCAACUAGCAUGUAGCGACAUUAGAAGGGAAGGUUUCUCAAAUGAGCUCUGCUUUCCUUGAUGAAGUAUAUAGAAUAGCAUGCAAACCAAAUUACAACAAACCUGCAAUUUGAUGAAAAAUAGGUUGAACUGUAGGUCAGCCAAAGCAUUCCAUAAUUGCAUUGGUAUAUUACCAAAGCUUGUCUAUGAAGACAAGCGGUGACCGCCAUUGUGAAUGCAUGUAUGGACCCCGUGCAUGUUUCUGACUGUGGCAUCACACUAGUAGUGUAUGUCUUUUUAAACUCCCCUUAAAAGUCUUGAAGGACAGGUGGCGAUGAUUUGAAAAGAGUGUGUGCCUGGGAAUGGCAAAUGUCUGGGAAAGCAACCGGGAGUAGUUUUCGCUCACUGUAUCAUGCUUAAAUUUCCCAUAAUGCUUUCCGCACUCUCUCAGACUAAAAGAAAACAAAUAUUUAAUAUAUUUUUAGAUAAUUAUUUUUAUUUCAUCCUCAAUGUGCUAUGGCAUGCUUUCCCAUGAUCCACUGAGUAUGGUAUGUAAAUAAGUGAGUAGCAGGUAGAUUUCAAUACAAACGAAAAAUCUACAAAAAAAAAGUGACGUAUAAAAACUCGCCAAACAACAACAAAAAAAAUGUAAUACUGCUGUAUAGAAGUUGAAUUAGCCUGCACAUUUUUUAGGGCUGUGAAAUUUGAUUUUAUUUUUGAGACUUGCAUAUAAAUGUACAUAUAUUUUUGUUUCCUCUUUUCUUCUUUUUAUUUCCCCCCUGCACAAGAGAGUGUAGACAAAGGAAUAAUCCAAAACAGUAUAAGUACAAAAACCAACAAAAAACACAUAACCAAUUAUGUUAAUUGUGUCUUGUGUGCUGCAGAGCUGUGGAUAUAAGUAUUGAAGUAGAGCCCUUUUUUCAUUAUUAUUAUGAUUAAUAUUAUGAUUAAUUUCCUUUAAAGAAACACUGAACUGUUUGUGUAUAUGUAUAUAAUGGAUUCACAUUGUUGGUCUCUACCUCUUGAGCUCAAUGACUUGGUUGUUUACCUCCACGCUUUUAUUUUUAUGUGGAGAUUUAAAACUUGAAUGUCCCUUCCGACUUUUAUAUUCCUCUCAAACCCUGUAUAAAGAAAUCAGUCAUUCAAUUGCGAUUGGUUGGAGGUGGUUCCCAUCAUCAUAUCCUUGUACAAAGUACCAUGUUUUCACCCCAGUGUUCUCUGACUGUUAGAUCCCAUACAGACAACCCACGAUGAUUAACAUGGUAUCCUUCACCAAGAGACGUCAGAUGAGAUAGGCUUAUAAAAUAAGUGGCAAAGGAGGUAAAAAGCAGUCGUACCUAAGAUAAUUCAAACCGAUUGGAGCCUGUGAAAAGAGACAAACAAUUGGGCCAAAUGAAGAAGGUACUGCACUUGCUCUUGAGUUUUUAUAAGGAAGUUUAUACUCAGAGUUAAUGGUAUUUCAAUACAUUUUAUGACAUAUAUGGCUAUAAUAUAAUUCGCAUUCGAUGCCCUGAAAGCAGAGGUGAUUGUUAGGGACCGGAAGAACUCUGUGGAUUUGUUCUGUGUUUUGAAUCACCGGUCUCUUUUCAGAGUGUAGAUUUGAAGUACAGUGGUGAAGCUCAUUAAAUGUUGACAUUUAAAAACUG